Messenger RNA from Monoraphidium neglectum, 936 nucleotides. RefSeq lists its product as hypothetical. Lineage: Eukaryota; Viridiplantae; Chlorophyta; Chlorophyceae; Sphaeropleales; Selenastraceae. Gene Ontology annotation, biological process: protein phosphorylation. The transcript is spliced from 9 exons. The record is from RefSeq and is a predicted model, not a curated record. The annotation marks the transcript as partial. Gene Ontology annotation, molecular function: protein tyrosine kinase activity; ATP binding.
AUGGACAUCCUGCUGGCCCGGCAGUACAACCUCAUCAGCUGCCUGCUGGAGCAGGGCAGCAGGAACGGCCGCGGCAACGGCGGCGGCGGCGGGCGCGCGGCGGCUCGCGGCGCGGCCAUGCAGGACACGCCAGACUCGGCGCUCGCCCGCAUCGAGAGCAUGCGGCGCUCUAUAGGCGUGGCCGGCGCGACCACCACCACCGACCAGCUGCAGCUGCUGGAGGUCCUAGGAGAGGGCGCGUUCGGCAAGGUCUACAAGGGUCUGUGGCGGGGCACGACUGUGGCCAUAAAGACGAUGGUGCUGCCCGCCAAGAUGAGCGGCGCUGAGAAGCACGAGCGCAUGGCCAUCAUGGAGGCCGCCAUCAGCAGCACCAUGAACCACCCCAACAUCGUGCAGACCUACACGUACACGAUCAAGCCCACGAGCUCAACCCAUGCAGCCGGCGCCUCACAAUCCGGCAAGAGCAAGUGCGACUCAUCUGCCCCGUCAGACGACCCCUUCUCCACAGACUCUCACACCCUCAACUUCGAGCGCGACCGCAUCUCCUUGCCGCCGCGGGCCCGCCUCGCGCCCAGCCGGCCCGCGCCCGGCGCCCCCGCCGCCGGGGCCGCGGACAAAGCCGCUCCCGCCGCCCGCGAGCUUCAAAUGCUGGGAUCGCUGCGGGACGCCCUGGACAGACAGGCAUUUAAAAGCGGUGCGCCCGCCGCCACGCGUGAUCGCCGCCGCCUUCGCGGCUCUCUCAUUGGCGACCCCGCGGUGGCGCCAGAGGCCUCAGCCGACGGCACUCUGAACUACGCGGCCGUGCUCGACACCGCGGCGGACAUCGCGCGCGCCAUGCUGCACCUGCACAAGCAGCAGGUGCUGCACUCUGACCUGAAGGCCCGCAACGUGCUGCUCAAGACAGACGGCACCAGCGACCGCGGCGUGAUCGCCAAG